GAAUUCUCUACACAUGGACGAUGGCCGGAUUGUCUCGCCGAAUAGUUUCGACGAAUGGACCUGGUCCAGCUUGCGAAUAUUACGAUCGAGAAACGAAGAUAUAAAUAUUAUGACGAUUGUGGUCGUAUUAUGACGAAAAGGAAGAAGGGACGGAGAAAAAGAUGGUCGGGUCCGAGAGUCAGAGAUUGAAGAUCAAUAUUCACCGGACCGGACGAAAGGUUCGCGGGAUAUGAAAACGCACGCGCGAAACGCAGACGGGAACUCGUUCAUUUCCCGGUGGAGAGAGUCUCGAGAGUUUCGCCGGGUUUCCGUGGCUUUCCUGUGGCAGGAAACCGUGAAAAGGGAGACUCGCGGCGUGUCGGGUGGAGGCGCGGCUGCGCUCCUCGAUACUCGAGGCCCGAUUUUUAUCGUGCUUUACGAGCCGCAUAAUUCACAUCAGCUACCGAGCACGUCGUUGAUUUUGCAUCAGACAGCCAGUGACUGUCGGAGAUACGCGCACGUCGAAACAGUUCAAAUACAAGGGCUUAGAGAAGCUGUUCACGAUUUACCAGAGAAGAAUUCAGUAUGGUUAUCUGUCGCUCUUCGUACUCCUACAAUUGGCCCUUGGAAUCAUAUAUUGUUUGAUCCUGAUCACAAUGGUCAGCAUAGAAAAUUGUAUACCGGAUGUAGUAAACACCCUCAUGAGCGCGUUACUCUGCCCGAUAAUCGCGCUUUUGUUCAAGUCGAAAAUCGUCGCAAGGAACACCUAUUUACCAGUCAUGUUGUCCUGCUUGAUCGUGGUACUGCUGGUAGUCGGUGAUUUGGCUGUUCCUUUGUACUAUACCAUCCUGUAUAACGAUGACGUACCACCGAUAAGACCAGCGUAUGCGACUCACGCGCUCUUGGCGUGUUACGUCUUCCUACCUCUCACGGAGAAUCUACACGCUUUUAUACUCGGAAUCACUGCGACUAUAUGUUACUUAGCUACUCUUUCGUUAAUCACUUACAGAAACACAUUUGAUUAUAGUACGAAGAUCAUUACAGAGAGUAUAUAUCUUGCUUGCGUAAAUGGUCUUGGAUUAUACUUCAGAUUCAUGAAUGAAAUCGUUAUUAGACGAUCGUUCUUGGAUCACCGCAAGUGUGUGGAAUCAACGCUGCGGUUGAAUUAUGAGAAAGAUCAGGAAGAACAACUUACGCGGAGUAUAUUGCCACAACAUAUAGCUGCGAAAAUAAAAAAGGAAUUUAGAGAUAUUUUUAAAUUUAUAGAGGAACAUAAAAAACCUCCUCCUAAAGGAAGUCCACAUAGUGACCUAUGCGUCGAAACGCACAACAACGUAAGCAUUUUGUAUGCUGAUGUGGUGAAUUUUUCCGGAUUAACAGUGACAUUGCCCGUACGAAAAUUGGUAGAGACACUGAACGACUUGUUCGGUAGUUUCGACGAGGCUUCCGAAAAACAUAAUGUUCUCCGUAUCAAGUUCCUAGGUGAUUGUUACUAUUGUGUAAGUGGAGUGCCAACUCCGAACUCCCAGCAUGCGAAAAGCUGCGUAGAUUUAGGGCUUGAUAUGAUAAAGAUCAUUAAAGACGUGAGAGCUAAAGUACGACGCGAGAGUGGCGUGGAUGUAAAUAUGAGAAUAGGGGUUCACUCUGGCAACAUAAUAUCGGGGAUCCUGGGUAACAACAAGUGGCAGUAUGAUGUUUGGUCACGUGAUGUCGUUAUAGCUAAUAAAAUGGAGCAAACGGGAAAACCCGGCAAAGUUCACGUUACGCAGCAAACAUUGGACCUCGUGAACGCUAACGAGUAUGAUUGCGUCCCAGUAGAGUCCUUGAAUGACGAGGUUCUUAAGAAAUACGGAAUUCGAAGUUACCUGAUCACACCUUCGAUUCCGGAUUCACCGACUACGCAGAACAGCGAGAACAACUUGACAGUCAUGACUCCGAGUACCCCACCGCCAUGCAACAAGCAUUACGUGAAAUUCUACUUACGAUCCAGUAGCGUGAAUUCUGGAUCAAGAAACAGUAGACGUUUUACCGCCACUAUAAAUAAUCAUGUUGACGUAUUCACUAGCUCUUCUAGACGCCGUACACACUUCAUGGACUCCUGUUUGCGAGAUUAUCAUCUGAUGCUCAAAGCUGCGGAUGCAGAAAUGGAGAAUGCUAUUAAGAAAAUGCCUCUCACUAAGGGGGAGCAAUGGUGCAAAUGGGAAGAUAUGAAUCCAAUAUUUUUAACAUUUCAACAGUGGAAUUGGGAAAUACCGUUUUUGAAAGAACCUGAUCCACUUUUUAAAUUUUAUAUCAGUUCCGCUGUGUUUGUCCUAAUUUUUAUGGGGCUUAUUUAUUUGGUACCUGCGCUUUCUCUUUCUGAGUGGCAUCUAAGCACAGCGAUUAGUUAUGUGACAGCGAUAUUAUUUUUGAUCGCUUUAAUGCCAAUAGCUUGGAUGCACUUCGCGUGGAAUCGGUAUAAAGAUCCGCAUGAUGAACAAGAAGGACACGUACCUCAUCCUCACAAUAAAUUAUUGUGUUUUCUAUAUCAAACUAGUAUAAAGGUUGUUUGGAGUGCAUUCCUUAGAACGAUUUUGUAUUUGGUGAUAACAAUAAUGUUAGCAGCGUGUGCUAUGUUUGAUAUGAUUUUUGAAUGUAAAAAUGUGAGUGAGCUUGAAAGCAAUAAUAUAACAUCCAGCAUAAUAGAGCCUGACGCCGCGAAAUUUGAUUGCGUGGCUACACCUUGGCAAAUGACGCAAACUUGCUCUUUGGCAAUUUUGACCAGUUUUUUGUUUUUGAGACUCCAUUAUAUUUUAAAGUUAAUAAUAGGUACCACAGUAGUGGUAUUUUAUUCGUGGAAUGUUUGGGUAUAUCGUUCAAAUUUAUUUCAGUCAGGCGAAAGAUGGAAUCCAUAUUUGGAACCAAGAUUGGCACAUGUUUUAAGCAUAAUCUUUCUUAGUUUUUCUUUGCACUUGAUAGAUCGUCAGGCAGAAUACUUGAGCAGAUUAGACUAUUUAUGGAAGCGUCAAUUAACUAAAGAACAAGAUGAAGCAUUCCAUACAAGGAACGCUAAUAAACUUCUACUUCGUAAUAUUUUACCAGAACAUGUUGCGGAGUUCUACUUGAAUAUGAACAGAACAGAAGAAAACGAGCCUUAUCACGAAGCUCAUAAUAAUGUGGCCGUCAUGUUUGCUUCAUUAACGGAUGUCUCUAUUGAUGGAAGUAAUACUCUAGCAGACCUAAAUGAGAUCAUAUGUGAAUUUGAUAAAUUAUUAUUUGAGCCAUACUAUGUCUAUCGAAUUGAAAAAAUCAAAAUUGCUGGUACUACCUAUAUGGCAGCUUGUGGAUUAGAAGCCGGUCGGCGAGAUUCGAUGCACAGCGCAGAAAGUGAGGAAAAUUUCAAUGACAACGUGAUAAAAGUUAUGGCCCAAUUUGCGGUUGAAAUGAUGGCAGUUCUAGAUAAAUUGAAAAGAAAGUCAUUUUACACAUCGAAACCUUAUAGACUAAGAAUUGGAAUAUCACACGGCGAAGUAACAGCAGGAGUAGUAGGCGCUCAGAAGCCAUUGUAUGAUAUUUGGGGUGAUGCUGUGAAUAUGGCAUCUAGAAUGGACACGACAGGUGUUCCGGGGAAAAUACAGGUUACGGCAGAAACUGCAGCUGUUCUCGAACAACAAGGUAUCAAGUGUCAUCUUCGAGGAGAAACGUACGUUAAACCGAAAGGAUUUGUUACAACGUACUUCGUUGGUAUCGAUGAUAACCUACAGCUUCAAAGAACAGAUUCUAUUGAGGAGACUAGUCUGUGAUUGAAACUCUAACUCGACCUUUAAGCAAUUACUGCGGUAACGAUGUGAAAAGUGAGAUAUUAGGUAUCUAAGUGAAUAUAUACAGACACAAGAGAAAAACCAAAGAAAAUUUGAAACACCAAAGAAUCGACAGAAAAAAAAGGAACGCAGUCAACGACUGUAUCACUAUGCGGAAUACCUCAAUUUAUUCAGUCGAAUAUAGUAAAAAUAUACGUACGUGAAAUAUGUUUGCAAUCAUAUGCCUUGAAGCCGAUUAUUGACACAUUAUUACAAAUCGAAGAUGCCAGUUUUAAUAACAAUUUUUUACGUAAUCAUUAUUCAUAUAAAGACAACAUUCGAUUAUUUGAAAUAAUUCAUAUUGUAAAUAAGCAAAGAACUUCUACCUAGUGAUAUUUGGAAGACAUUAUCCUAAAUAAUGUACAAUCCAUUGAAAGUAUGAAAAUCUUGUAAUUGAUGAUAAAAAAAAAUUUUCAAGAAUAAUUCGUUGCAAAUGACAAUUCGAAAGAUAAUCAAAAGAAAUGAAACGUAUUAUUUAUAUCAUUGCAUGCAAAUGAUAAUGAUGUUUUCUAGCUGUAUGUUAAAUGUAUAUACAGUAUUUCGCGUUUAAUUAACAGGAAUGUAGUUAGUUGGAAAUAUUUAUUGACGUAGGUUUUUCCAAGUUUUCAUGACAAUGCGAACGUUUUGAAAAUUGAUGUACAAACACAUUUUCAUGACGUUCACUGUAAAGUUAAAAAGAUACUAUAAUAUCGAAGAUGCUCAUAAGUUUUGAAACACAGUCCUAAAAUACCUGGACAACUUUAAAUUCUUUUUCAUUUCAUGUCUAAUAACAGUUUCAUUAUUAAUUCGUUUCCAUUGCGUAGCUAAUUUUUGAUAGAUAAUUAAACAAAUCCGGGUGGAUUUUCAUUGCUUAGGGAUUGUUUCUUCUUAACGAGUAAGCAAACAACAUACAAACAUGUAUAAAAUGGCCCCACGAAUCUAAACGUAUAUGAGAUUUGUAUUUAUUGAGCAAGUAAAAAAGUAAUUUUUAUCGCA
Molecule: messenger RNA, 4793 nt
Organism: Frieseomelitta varia
Lineage: Eukaryota; Metazoa; Arthropoda; Insecta; Hymenoptera; Apidae
Gene: ACXD
Product: adenylate cyclase type 2-like
Exons: 21
Coding region: 636-3761 (1041 amino acids)
Biological process (GO): adenylate cyclase-activating G protein-coupled receptor signaling pathway; intracellular signal transduction; cAMP biosynthetic process
Molecular function (GO): adenylate cyclase activity
Source: RefSeq, a predicted model, not a curated record